CUUCUAAAUUUGAGUAUUGAAUUUGAUGAUAUCUUCCAUCUUACACGUAAGACCGUGAUUCCAUCUUUUUUUGAGUCUCGUCUUGAGUGAAUAGAUAGGUAAUAUCUGAGAAAAAUAACCCAGUUAGUGGUCUGUGGGUCACACUAACCGAAGAAUCAUUUUAUACAAUCUGAAAUUAGGGGAUAUUUUUAAUGCAAACUAUGUACAGAGGAUUUUGAAUCAUUUUUAGUACUCCACUAGCCUGGAUAGUCUGCUGUCUAGAUUGCUGAAUAAUAAGAGAUACCUAAGGUUACUGUUUAUCUGUGGGCUAUCAUGUCAGCUGAUUUAGAAGACUUGUGAUUGAAAAUAACCUCAAAGUCAGUGAACUUAGUAAACUAUAAUUUUUUUAUAAAAGCCAUUGAAAUGAAAAUAAUUAUUCUAAUUACCGUUCUUCUCCAAGCUUUUAAUUUUGGUCGAUGUCAUUUAGAAGUAGUUCAAGACGAGGAGGUAUUAAAUUUGAUACGAACUGAAAAAUAUGUUGUAGUAUUAUUUUCAAGAAAGUACUGUGAACCAUGUGAUAAUUUUGAGAAUGAGUUAACUUCGUUACGAGAAGAUUUAGUAGAAACGUUGAAUGCAUGGGUGGUAAAAGUUGAAGAUAGUCAGUUAAGUAGGUUAUAUAGUCCUGAUAAAGAACCUAUAUUGGUAUUUUUCCGACAUGGCAUUCCAUUACUUUAUGACGGACCUGUAAACGAUGAGUACAUAUUACAUACAUUUACUACCAAUAAGGAACCAUUAUCUAAAGAAUUGACAGAUAAUACCUUUGAACAUCUGACACAAGCUUCAACUGGCGCAACUACUGGAGAUUGGUUUGUUAUGUUUUAUUCUACAGAUUGUGUGGAGUGUAGUCGCUUACAAGCUAGAUGGGAAGCAGUAGGUGCUUACAUCAAGUCAAGAAUCAACAUAGCUAGAGUCAAUAAAGGUGGAAGUGGUGCAGUAACAGGUAGAAGGUUUGAUGUAACAACUGUUCCUGCAUUUAUUUUAUUUAGGCAAGGUAAAAUGUAUCGCUAUCAUUUACAUAAAUAUGAUGUUGAAUCACUGAGAGAUUUUGCUCAGAGCUGGUAUAAAAAUGUUACGCCAGAAAAAAUUCCUCUGCCCAAAUCACCUUUUGAUGAUUUUGUAACAAUGGUGGUGGUAUAUAUGAAAGAAAAUCCUUGGUUGUUGCAACUAGCAUUAGGUACAUUUUUGUUAGGAUUAUUUUCAUCACUAGCCAUGAAGUUUGUACAGAAAAAACAACCCGAAAAAAAGAAGUCUGAUAAAAAGAGCAAAGAAAAGUCUAAAAAUAAGUAAAAGCUUAUAGAUUUUUUAAUAAUAUUUGGUAAUUAGGUAGUUAAGACUGACACACACUGUUUACUACUAUUACAAUAAAACUUGACAAAUUUCAGGGAUAGUUCUUCAGUAAGUGCAUAUGCACCACAAAAUUGAUGACUCCUUUUUUACAAAAAAAUUAAUUCAAUUCUGAACUGUUUUUUUAUGAUUGUUCUUAUUUAAAAAAUCAAUUAUGUCAUAAAUAGAACUUUAAAUCACAAGACACUGAUUAUAUGUAAUGUGAAAAAUCCAGCUAUUUCCGUUGUCUAGUGUCAAUAGACAUAUUCAUUUAUUGCACAUCAGAACAUAUGAACUAAUUGGUCAAUCUCUUGCCUUUCUCACUGUCGCAGUCUAGAGCAUCUUCCAAUGUUUAUACUAGUCUAUGCAUAUGAAAAAAACAGGAAUUUUGAUAAAAUAACAAAUUAGUUUGCAAUAUUCAAAGACAAUUAAUUUUUUUAUUUAGAAGAAAAAAUAAAAAUUGAAUGUGUUGGUGGGUCAUCCGCUAAUUCGUCAUCUUGAGGUUUUUCAGCAAAUGUAAUUGUUGAUAAAACAACCUGGCUUCUGCUCUCUCAAGGAAUGAUGUCAGAUCUUGCAAAUCCUUCCAUUUGGGCAUUUUAACAGGGAUGGGACCCUGAUAAAGUUUUCUCAGUGUUUUCUCUCCCGUUUUCUGAUUUCCUUCUUGUUUUUUUCUUAGGCUCUUCUUAAGCUUCUUAAACUUCAGCAUACUGAUAGGCCGAAUCUGGAAGGGGCCCUUCGUUGUACUCCAAUUUUGAAAAUCAAAAUUUUUGCCACAAUCAAUGACCUCGAAUGGUGUAGGUUUCACACGGCAAUUUCUUAAUUCGUCUCUCCAUUCAUCUGGUACCUCAAUGUAAGCUUUUUGGUUUACAAGACUCAUGUCUCGAUCACACUCGAGGUAUGAAUGUCCUCUGAUCGGAAAUAUUACUUUCACAGUAUCAAAACGGUUUUUUUGGUAACCAAGUAAUAUAGGAAUCGAAUAACCGUAAAGUUUUUAUUUUGUCCUGAGCUUUUGCUAGUUCUUUUACUUCCACUGACAGGAUCUUAUAAAAGAAGUGAUACAGCAUGGAACAGACUUCGUCAGCUCAUUUCUUAGCAACAGAUUCAUCGUAGGUGUAAAAUUCAGAUCUUAAAUUUGACAAAAUAUGAAUAUUGAAACUAAUGAAAUUUAGUUGACGUUUAUAGUAAACAUCAUUGGUAGUGAUGUUUGGGCAUGGCAAAUUUUUUUGGAAAUCCAUGGCGAUACUUUCCAUAGUCAGAGACUUUGCGACACGUUUGCGGCAAUUUCGCUUUAGAUUAUCAGAUUUGUUUUUGCCAAAUCAUUGCUUGCAAUCUUCCUCGUUUUAUCAUCCGGGAUGGAAUUUAAUUUUAGAGUAAGUGAAGAUAUGUCGGCUUUCAAGGUAUCACACGUAGGUACUGCAAGUGUCUUUGCGUAGAUAGCCAAACGAUAUACUAAAGUUGCUUUCAAAAAUUCCUCGAAAAGUUUCGUAGGAAACUUUAGCAUCAGUGUUGCGAUCAGAAUACAUUUUAUGUAGUUUGACUAUAUUUAGAUCUUUGGGCAGGUAAAUUUUUUUGGAGUCUGCCAAGGAAUAAUGAAUUUUUCGCUCUUUAAGACUCCUAAUGAACUCAAUCACUUUCUGUUUUGUGUCCUCUGAAAGUCUGUGAGGUCGUGUGUUGUGUUUUCCACGCAUAUCGACAGGUGCUUUCCCGGUUAAAAGCAACGACUCCCUUACGUAUCUAGCUCGACGGCUUGUGAUUCCGUGUAAAGAUAGAAAAGCCUUCAUACAUACUGGAACAUUACGAGUUGUGAAACCAUAUGUAUGUAUUCCACUUAAUGUCCUUAUUAUUUUACCAGCAGGUUAAUUGGAGAGUAUAUUAAAGAGCGAGUAUUUUUGAUGUCUAUACCAGAUGAUUACUGGUUUGAAUAAAAUUCAAAUUACUAACCGCUGUUUAAAUGAUUAUUUUCUGAUUCAUUGUUAUUCUUUAAUUUAGACAAAACUUCGGAUAAAACAAAUAAUUUCAGAAAGUUAAAAAUUUAAGGUUAUGCAAAAUCAUCGAAGUGAAACUGUCAAUUGUCAACAUUGAAGUGGCUAGAGUUACUCCAGAGCGUCCUGAAAGUGUUUUGCAGUACGGAACUGUCACUUUAACUACAUGGAACACUCAAAACGCAACUUUCGGUAUGUAAAUGAAUACAGAACGAACAACUUUCAGAUGGCGUCGUCUAAAAAUAUUUAUUUUCAUAAUUAACGAAUAAAACUGAAAAAAUUAAUUGUGUCUCCAUAUUUUUUAAUGUUCGAAAAAUAUCGAUAUUUUUUAGUCUGCAAAAAUCGAUAUUUUUUAAAAAUAUCGAUACGAUAUUUAUCGAUAUAUUGUUUUCGUUUACCAUUCCUAAGCGGCGGCCGUAUGGUCGGACCAAGUGGGGAGUCGAACCAUCCGAAGUCGGAUUAGUGAAGUUCUACUGUAUAUAGAUAGCAGCUUUACUUCCUUUAUUUUUAAUUCAAUAAUUUGAAUGUACGAACGCAGCGCUUUGUGUGUUGUAUGCUGCGCACUGUUCUAACAAAGUUCACCUUUAGCAUCAGAUUGUGAAAGUGUUUGUAGUGGUAAUAAAUAGUGUGUUCAGUAAGAAUACCAUUAACGAUUCUAGAAAUUCCAACUUAGAUAAGUCAAUACUGAAAUAUUUUGAUAAGAAAUUGUUUACUUCAUUUUUAAUUCAAACGGUUGUCAUUAUAUCGUAGGUAAAUCUGAUCUUAGAAAUUCUAAUCUUAAAUAUUGUUCUAAUAUUUUUUAUAAACUUGUUUGUUAUUAAAGAAGAAAAUAUAUUAUAAUAAUGUG
Messenger RNA from Diorhabda sublineata, 4191 nucleotides. RefSeq names its product thioredoxin domain-containing protein. NCBI's taxonomy places the organism in Eukaryota, Metazoa, Arthropoda, Insecta, Coleoptera, Chrysomelidae. The record is from RefSeq and is a predicted model, not a curated record. The transcript is spliced from 2 exons. Bases 403 to 1326 code for a protein of 307 amino acids.